AUGGAGCCGUUCGUAAUAACUGCGUCGGAAUGCGAUUGCAACUCUGCGCACAGUUCUCGCGUAUCUAAGGAUGGUUACGCCUUAUCAGAUGAGCUAUCAAAUGAGACUAUGUUCCUUACUCAGGUCAAGUAUAUCUUCGAAGGCGAGGAAGAUCAUAUUGAUGACAACACAAUGCAGGAGAUAAACACCGACAUCGUAAAUGUCGUCAUUGUGGAAUUGGAUGAGACGCUAGAAAUUAAAAAUGUUGAGCUGAUCAGCGAUGAAUAUCAACUGCUGGGGUUCUCCAAUGAUGCUGAUAACGACCUGAAUCUAACGAUAUUGUCGGAGUUCCCAGCGGACGUGUCACCAGGAACCAGAGACCUUGGAAAAUUGGUCACCAGAUAUCAGCAUCAGAACAAACACCUCAAGCAUAUGCUACAGGAGUUAUGA
This is a messenger RNA of Eremothecium gossypii ATCC 10895, 429 nucleotides long. RefSeq names its product Atg31p (gene ATG31). Gene Ontology annotation, biological process: autophagy. The transcript has a single exon. The record is from RefSeq and is marked provisional. Lineage: Eukaryota; Fungi; Ascomycota; Saccharomycetes; Saccharomycetales; Saccharomycetaceae. Bases 1 to 429 code for a protein of 142 amino acids. Gene Ontology annotation, cellular component: phagophore assembly site.